UUGUAUCUUACGAUACGCCUUCCGAUACACGAUUUGAUAACUUUGGUUGUUAUCAUUGUAUUCAUCUUUGUUAGUGUUUCUUAAUUUUUCGUCUGUUUGCGUCCUUUAAACCAAUUGCAGAGUAUAUAAUGCUAGCUAGUGUCUAUUACUAUUUUGCCUUGGUGACUUGUGUUGUCUCAUGUUUGUUUUUCCAAUUCUGUUUUGUGAAUUAAUCGGGGUGGACUUUUGCAAAGACUUACAAUUUAAUUUGUUCAAAUUGACCAAGAUUGAAAGGAAGGUUUUUACCCAAACAAUGUGUCACAGAUCAUUAAGUUCCCAAUUUGGGUCUUAGUUCCCAAGUUUUUCUGUGGUAUGAUAUGGUUAAGUGCAUUUUGAUGUGGCUGAUCAUGGAAUCAUUUAUCAACAGCAGCAACUUUAGUAAUGAAUUGUAAAUGUAGAGUUGUAUUUCCCGUGUGUGUAUGCAGAUUCUAUCCCCUACUGAAAAUGGGUCAGAUACUUGUUUUUCUUGAAGUCAAGCCUGGAUAUGGCACAUUUGCUAUUGACUUCCAUAUUUCAAAGUAUGCAAAACCUUCUCCAGAAGAUAAAAUACGGUUAUUUGUUGCUCAGACAGAUAAUAUAGAGACAUCUUCAUGUAUCAUAAGCCCACCACAAGUAAACUUUCUGUUGAAUGGAAAGGGAGUGGAGAGAAGGACUAAUGUUUUCAUGGACACCGGACCACAGAUUCCGACAGUUGUGACGCCUUUGCUGAAAUAUGGAACAAAUCUUCUCCAAGCUGUGGGCGAGUUUAAUGGAAGUUAUAUAGUUUUUGUUGCUUAUAUGAGUGUGGUCUCUACCCCUGACUGUCCUGCCCUAGAGGAUUAUUCGCAUCCUGCUAUUGCUGCAUUGGAUUCAGAUUCUGAGAUAAUUGAGGGACCAUCACGAAUAUCAAUAAACUGUCCCAUAAGCUUCCGGCGUAUUACAACUCCUAUCAAAGGGCAUUCAUGUAAACAUCUUCAGUGUUUUGAUUUUGACAACUAUGUGGACAUAAAUUCAAGAAGACCAUACUGGCGCUGCCCACAUUGUAAUCAGUUUGUCUGCUUCACUGACAUCCGUAUUGAUCAAAAUAUGGUCAAGGUCUUGAAAGAGGUGGGAGAGAAUGUUGCUGAUGUGAUCAUCUCGGCAGAUGGAUCAUGGGAGGCCACCAAGGAAAGUGAGGAUCCUACAGACCAGCCACAUGAUAAUACUCCCAAUUGCAAGCAAGAUGGGUCUGUGCAUCAAGAAUCUGCUAUCUUCCCAAAUGCUCCUCCAGAUGUUCUGGAUCUCACCGAGGGAAAUGAUGUCAUGGAUGCAGUGGGAAAUGAAGACAGAAAACCUUCCCCCGCUAAUUGUCUAAGUCAAUCUAAUACUGAGAUUCUGACAACCUGCCUUAAUACGUAUCAUAUGAAUGAGGUUAAUGAAAACAGUUCUCGUAUUGGUCAAGUUUCUGUGCCUGCUCCUUCAAAUUAUAUGCCGUCUCCCGUGUUAACUGACGCGGUUUCUCCUGCUCUUAAUCGAGAAGUGGAGGCUUUUGGUGGAAAUGCUAUCCUUGCAUCCUCUGUUCCAGAUAGUCAACUUCCUGUUCCUGCUAAUUUGCAAGUACAACAAUCGCAAUUUGGGAAUUCCAGUCUCAGCAAUGAAAAUCAGAGAUUCCCAUCAAUACCCAGGCAUGUAAGCAGAACACCAAUUGCAGUUCAGGCCCUUCCAGUCCAGAAUUCUAUACAUGUUACCACACAAAGAUCAAGAAAUAGUUUGAAUACCUUGGCCCCCUGUGGUCCUUCUGCUGCUUCUCAGAGUUCUUCUGCUGUGUCAUUACUCACAGAUGGUUUCAAUGCAGCAUCCAGUAAUUUGGGAAGGCAACCCCAAUUUUCUAGAUCUCAUUUCAAUCCACUUCAAGUGUCGCACACAUCCUCAUCUUCGUCACUGCAAUUUUCUGGGACACAGAACUGGGAUCAUCAAAAUCGCUCAUUAAAUCCUGGCCAAACAGCUCAACAGAUGGUGGGUCGUCCAGAGUUAAGUCUACUCCCAGGUGCUUACAGAUUUUCCCCCGCACGACUAGCAGCAGACCAUAACUCAAAUCAGCAUCUACCUUUGAAGAUGAGGGUUCCCCAUGCCAUGGGUCCUUCCCCAAGCCUGGUGCAGUCAUCUGCACAUUUCCCUCGUCCUGAACCUAAUCAAGGAGUUGCAGAGCAGAGAGAGAGUACAGGAGCAGUGCAACCAGUGGAUUCGCCACCCGAACAGAAUUGGCGCCCCACAGGUAGGAUGCGUGGAAGCCUAUCGGGACGGGCUUAUUCUGAUGCUGUAAGCCAAUACAUUAUCAGGCCAACCCAGCCAGUUCAAGCUGCUAGACCAUUAUCAAAUAUGACCUUGCCCCCAGCAAGUGUACCAUCCCACUUGCAAGUCCUGGUGGCAAAUAGCAGGAAUGCCCAUGAUCCUCAAGCAGCAAACCAUGCAUCGACAGAGCCAGCUUGUAUGUCUGGAAGCCUAGGUGUUCUAUCACCGUAG
Ilex paraguariensis (yerba mate) is the source of this 2520-nucleotide messenger RNA. NCBI's taxonomy places the organism in Eukaryota, Viridiplantae, Streptophyta, Magnoliopsida, Aquifoliales, Aquifoliaceae. The record is from the annotation of a GenBank genome assembly.